AUGCUUAAUUAAGAAAAUUACAAAAUAUAACAAUUUUUAGUACAUCUCUUCAAUGUUGAUACUUCGUACUCUACAUGCUUUCAUUUAACUGAACCCAUGCUUUAUCAACUUUUCAUUGAAUAGGAUCAUCAAGAAAAUCAAAGAUAGGAUUUCACAUCAUUCGUUGAGUAGUACCAAAUGAUUUAUAGAAAAGAGUUUAAGCCCAUAUCUGCUAGAACACAUUUGAAUUAAUAAAGUUUAGACAAUGUGAAACCCUUUACAUAUCCAUCAAAUUCUUAUGUGUGGAUCAAAGCAAAAUAAAAAAAAUUAAAAUAACAACUAACAGAAUAGGCAUCAAGAGAAAAAUCAAUAUCGACCUAAAAAUAAUCAAGAUCUAAUUAACCGAUUGUUUAUGAAAGCUUAUAACUAAAUACACCUAAAUAAAUUAAGAAUAAUAUGUUGAUUCAAUCCCCAAAAAUAUUCAAAAAAGGAUCGAAUAGCAUGACUUUUGAAUUGAAUUCAAGAAAUAGAAACUAAGAUAAUGAUUUAAAACAAAGUUUAAAAACUCCGCAAUUUAAAUAGACAAGAAUCUCUGAAUCCAAAAAAGUAAAUUCAGUUGAAAGGUAGAAAGACUCACUGAAAUUUGUGGGUAGGAGUAAGCUUACUAAAGAAUCAAUUCCAUAAUCUCAUAUUUAAAGACUUAGAAGCCUAUCAGGAACUGAAAAAUUGGCUGCUCAUCAAUUAAUCAUUGGAACCAUUAAUGAAAUUAAUUAAUUAGUACACAAAAUGGAAGAACCAAAGUUAGAUAGAAUCCAAUCAGAAGAGAGUCCUGGUGUAUAAGUACCUACUAGGUUAGGGAUUGUGCCAGCUAAAUUGAUCUCAAUAGAUGUUAAAAAAUAUAAACAAUGA
This is a messenger RNA of Paramecium octaurelia, 888 nucleotides long. Lineage: Eukaryota; Ciliophora; Oligohymenophorea; Peniculida; Parameciidae. The record is from the annotation of a GenBank genome assembly.